Molecule: messenger RNA, 1305 nt
Organism: Vigna radiata var. radiata (mung bean)
Lineage: Eukaryota; Viridiplantae; Streptophyta; Magnoliopsida; Fabales; Fabaceae
Product: LRR receptor-like serine/threonine-protein kinase GSO1
Exons: 1
Coding region: 1-1305 (434 amino acids)
Molecular function (GO): protein binding
Source: RefSeq, a predicted model, not a curated record
AUGGCUUACAAUAAUCUGACACAUUUUCCUCAGUGGGUUCAAACACUGGGACAACUUUUUACAUUGGACAUCUCUAACAAUCAGAUUGGAGGAAAUAUUCCAAUAGAUUUUGGUCAUCAUCUUCCAACCUUGUAUAGGCUAAAUCUCCGUACUAACCUUAUAGAAGGUUCAAUACCAGACUCAUUGUGCAAGAUGGAAAACUUGUUCAUUCUCGAUCUCUCAGAAAACAGAUUUUCUGGCACAAUUCCUGAUUGUUGGGUAAGGCAGUCUUUCUCAGUCUUAAAUGUGGCAUCAAAUCGGUUAUCCGGCACCGUUCCAAACUCAUUUGGGAAUCUUACAGUGGGAUGGUUAAAUUUGAGCAACAAUAGUCUCCAUGGAGAGCCUUUUCAACCCUUGCAAAGCAAUAAGGGGUUGCAGAUUUUGGAUCUCGGGGAGAAUCAAUUUACCGGAAAAAUACCUUCUUGGUGGGCAGCAAAAACCGUUCUUGAAAUUCUGAGACUGCGGGGGAACUUGUUCAGUGGUGAUAUUCCGACAUCUCUCUGCCAGUUCUAUAAUGUAAAAAUCCUGGACCUUGCUGAUAAUAAUUUGUCAGGUUCAAUCCCUCCUUGCAUUGGUGAUUUCCAUGGUAUGAUGAUAAAUGGAGUUGAAGCGCCACCAGCAUUCACUUAUGAAGCAGAUGAAUGGUCAAAAAGGCAUUUCAAGCAAUUUUUGAAAGGAAAUGAAUAUGAUUACACAAAAAAAUACCCGAAUUUGGUAAACAUAGACUUGUCAAGUAACAGUCUCAUGGGAUCAAUCCCUGGCGGGUUAACCUCUCUUUCAGGAUUGAUUGGCUUGAACUUAUCACAUAAUCACUUGUCAGGAAAAAUCCCAAGCAAUAUAAAAAAAAUGCAGUCGCUGGAGUCUCUGGAUUUCUCCAACAACAACCUUUCUGGUCCCAUCCCAACCGACAUGUCCAUCAUGCAUAAUCUAGGUUUCUUAAACUUGUCCUGCAAUAAUUUAUCAGGUUCCGUUCCAACAAAUGAUCAUUUUUUGACCUUUGAUAAUCGAUCUUUUGCUGGCAAUCCUCAUCUCUGCGGAGAACCCCUGGCGAAUAAAUGUUCCAUUAGUGAUGGGGUACCCACCAACGUGAGCCAUGAAGAAAACAAUGACAUCGGUGAUAAGAAAGAAAAUAUGUUGUUUUACUUAGUCAUUGCACUUGGUUUCAUAACAGGGUUUUGGGCAUUCUUCGGAACUCUGUUUUUGAAAAAGGAUUGGAGACAUGCUUACUUUCUUUAUGUGGAUGGGGUUGUGGAUAAGAUGUUGUAA